Acanthisitta chloris (rifleman) is the source of this 969-nucleotide messenger RNA. RefSeq names its product GPI ethanolamine phosphate transferase 2-like. The record is from RefSeq and is a predicted model, not a curated record. Gene Ontology annotation, cellular component: endoplasmic reticulum membrane. Gene Ontology annotation, biological process: GPI anchor biosynthetic process. The transcript has 3 exons. Lineage: Eukaryota; Metazoa; Chordata; Aves; Passeriformes; Acanthisittidae. The annotation marks the transcript as partial.
AAUCCAGUUGUAUCGAGUUCUAGCUGGUCAGAAAUAGAUGUGCUGAUUCUGACUGGAACAAUUGGCCAUGUUUUGAGUUUGGGGGCAAGCAGUUUUGUAGAAGAGGAACAUCAAACCUGGUAUUUUCUUAUCAAUACGCUUUGUUUGGUGCUGUGUCAGGAACUUUGUAGAAAUAAUUUUCUUCUGAAGGAAUGUGACCCUCAACAUAGCACCAGUGUGAAACAAAAUUUUGAUAGUAUCAGGGAAACCCCUGAGUGCAAGAACAUAGACAUGCCAGAAGGAGAUAAUUCAAAAUUGGGCAAGGCCACCUCUUCUUCUGAAUUCAUAAAAGGAUCAGAUAAGUGGAUAAGCUUAGCAACUCCAUGGAUCAUCCUUAUUUGCUGUCGUCUACUUCGAUCCUUGAACCAGACAGGUGUCCAGUGGGCUCAUCGGCCAGACUUUGGCCAUUGGUUAACAAGCUCUGAACAUAAAUCUGAACUCUCCUUCUUGGCUGCACUCUCCCUACUUAUGAUCUUCUUUCUGGUUCAAAGAAGAUGCUCCCUGGUUUCAAAAAUUGCUAUGGCACUUGGACUCCUGGGAGUCUACAGUUACCGGGCAGCUAUUGGAAACGUCAUAUUUCCAUGGCAACAUGGUGGCAAAGAUAUUUCAAAGGGGAUUACUGAAGCUCGUUUUGUUUAUGUCUUUGUUCUUGGCAUAGUCUUCACUGGCACUAAAGAUUUACUAAAGUCACAGGUUAUUUCUGCAGACUCCUGCACGAAGAGCACAGGAUUAUGGGAAAUAUAUAGUGGAUUGGUUCUACUAGCAGCCCUUCUAUUUAGACCUCACAAUUUACCAGUCUUGGUGUUUUGUCUGCUGAUUCAGACAAUGAUGACAAAAUAUAUUUGGAGACCUUUGCAAUUUGAUGCAGCACAGAUUACUAUCAUGCACUACUGGUUUGGCCAAGCUUUCUUCUAUUUUCAGGUAAGCUGA